This is a messenger RNA of Felis catus (domestic cat), 1943 nucleotides long. RefSeq names its product ubiquitin specific peptidase 18 (gene USP18). The record is from RefSeq and is a predicted model, not a curated record. Gene Ontology annotation, molecular function: cysteine-type endopeptidase activity; cysteine-type deubiquitinase activity. The annotation marks the transcript as partial. The transcript has 11 exons. Gene Ontology annotation, cellular component: nucleus; cytosol. Gene Ontology annotation, biological process: protein deubiquitination. Lineage: Eukaryota; Metazoa; Chordata; Mammalia; Carnivora; Felidae.
CGGUGCACGCCGCCAGGGCUGUGCGCUCCCUGCGCGUUUUCCGGCGGAGUGAGCUCAGCGCGGACAGGGAUAGAGAAGCUAUUUCUCAAUUUCCCCUGGAUCGAAAUUCGCAGUGGAGGUUUGACGCUUCUGUGGAAAUUGAGAGCUCCCACCAAAGCUGACUCAGAGCUCUUCCUGGAAGUGUGCAGUCCUGAAGACAGGCCAGACAGCUCAUGGCCGGGGAAUUUUGGAGUGAUCAGUAAAGGGUCAGGUGUUGGGGUUCCUGAGGAAAUUUGCCAGUGCAUCCUGGCUGAGUCUCAGCAUUUCUCAGCAGAACUCGUUGAGAAGAAGGAAGAAAACAAUAUGAAGAGGAAGAAGGAAGAGCUAAGGGAGCGCCUCAGUGCCUUGGACUGCCCUCAUGGCCCGGUUGGUUUACACAACAUUGGACAGACCUGCUGUCUUAACUCCCUUAUUCAGAUAUUAAUUAUGAAUGUGGGCUUCACCAGGAUAUUGAAGAGGAUAACAGUACCAAGGGGAACAGAAGAGCAAAGGAGAAGUGUCCCCUUCCAGUUGCUCUUGCUACUAGAGAGGAUGCAGGACAGCCGGCAUAAAGCAGUGCAACCCUUGGAACUUGCCUACUGUCUCCAGAAGUACAAUGUUCCAAUGUUUGUCCAGCAUGAUGCUGCUCAACUCUACCUCACAGUCUGGAACCUAAUUAAGGACCAAAUCACAGAUGUGGACUUGGUAGAGAGGCUGCAGGCCCUUUAUACAAUCCGGAUGAAGGAGUCCUUGGCUUGCCUUGAAUGUACAACGGAAAGGAGCAGAAAUAGUAGCAUGCUGACCCUCCCCCUUCCACUUUUUGAUAUGGACUCAAAGCCCCUGAAAACCCUGGAGGAUGCCCUUCGCUGUUUCUUCCAACCCAGGGAGUUAUCAGGCAAAAGCGAAUGCUUCUGUGAGAACUGUGGGAAGAAGACUUGUGGGAAGCAGGUCUUGAAGCUGACCCAUUUGCCCCAGACCUUGACAAUCCACCUCUUGCGGUUCUCCAUCAGGAAUUCGCAGACAGAAAAAAUCUGCCACUCACUUUAUUUCCCCCAGAGUUUGGAUUUAAGUCAGGUCCUUCUGAUUGAGGAAGACCUCUGCAGUGCUGAGGAACAGCUUGGAAGACAGUAUGAGCUCUUUGCUGUGGUUGCCCAUGUUGGGGCAGCUGACUUUGGUCAUUACUGUGCCUAUAUCCAGAAUUCUGUGGAUGGAAAAUGGUUCUGCUUCAACGACUCCAAUGUUUGUUGGGUAUCCUGGGAAGACAUCCAGUGUACUUAUGGAAAUCAUAACUACCGCUGGCGGGAAACUGCGUAUCUUCUGGUUUACAUGAAGAUUGAAUCCUAAUGGAUGUACCCUAAACUGUCAAGACUGACAAAGUUUCAUUUUCCUUUUCUAUCCCUGGAUCUGCUGACUCUCUCAAGAGAUUUUGCAGUGAGAAGAAGGAUAAUUUUCAAAUUGUAUAGUUAAAUUUUAUUUAUAAUUGGGGUUGAUUAUCAAAAUAUUUACCAGUAACUCUGGAUGGGUCUUGAUCAGUCAGAAUAGAUACUUCCACUGGCUAGAGCCAGGACCUGAGUGCUUCCUGCUGUGGAAGGCAUGAAUCCUUUAGUUAGGAGAGUAGAGGGGUUGAAGUGUUCCCAGAGGAGGGGAAACCAGGCCAACAAUUGUAAUGGGAGGCAUUCAGGUGGCAAGGGGCAGUGGUAGGGAAGUAUUUCAGUAUUUUACAGCUAGUUUGACUGUACUGGUAUGUACUGGCAGAAUAUUAUUUUUGUUUAUAAUUUAAAACAAUUUUAGAACCCAUACUACUUUAAUAAAAGUGAAGUGUUUUAUAAUUGUUAUUCAUUUAUUUGACAAAUAUGUAUUGAUCACCUACUCUCCGAAAGGUAGUGUGCUAGGUACCAUAAUGAAUAAAGUUCUUUUUCUCCAAA